This is a messenger RNA of Manacus vitellinus (golden-collared manakin), 3424 nucleotides long. It is a transcript of the gene OLFML2B, whose product is annotated as olfactomedin like 2B. Bases 1 to 2466 code for a protein of 821 amino acids. The transcript has 8 exons. Lineage: Eukaryota; Metazoa; Chordata; Aves; Passeriformes; Pipridae. Gene Ontology annotation, biological process: signal transduction. The record is from RefSeq and is a predicted model, not a curated record.
AUGCCCGAGCGCCUCGGGGGCGCCCGAGCAUGCGGGCUGCGCUUGCGGGAACCCACCCGCAGGUGGGAACCCGCCCGGGCGCGGCCCCGCCCCCCGCACCCUUCGGCCCCGCCGAGCCCCGUUCCCGUCGCCGAAGGGCAGGACCGGGAGAGACCGGGAGGAGGACGGAGAGGGAAGCCGGGUGGGAGGGAGGAGCGGGGCGGAGCCCGGCCGGCCCCCCCGCCCCGCCUCGCCGCACCUGAAGCGAGCAGCGGCGCUCCCGCCCGGCCCCGGGCCCUCCGCCCGCCCUCCAUGGCUCGGCCGGCUGCGCGCUUGCUCUGCCUGGCCGCGCUGGCGCCGGCUGCCGGGCAGGGACCACCCCUGCCGCACGGCCGGCCCUCCGCAGAGCCGCUGCAGGACGAGGCGGACAACCAAGAGAACAUUCUCUCCCAGCUGUUAGGUGACUACGACAAGGUGAAGGCGGUGUCUGAAGGCUCCGACUGCCGGUGCAAAUGCCUGGUCAGACCCCUGGGCCGCGGCGCCUGCCAGAGGAUUAACGAAGGCGCUUUCAGAGCAGAGGAUUUUUACACGGUGGAAACCAUCACGUCAGGACCCAGCUGCAAGUGUGCGUGCGUGGCCCCCCCCUCGGCCCUCAACCCUUGCGAGGGGGACUUCAGGCUGAAGAAGCUGCGGGAGGCAGAGAGCAGUGACCUGAAGCUGUCUUCCAUCAUGGAGAUGCUGGAAAGUGCCUUUUAUGGCUUAGACCUUCUGAAGCUGCACUCGGUCACAACCAAGCUGGUGGGUCGGGUGGAAAAGCUCGAGGAGGGCAUGUCCAGGAACUUCACACAGGAAGGUCACCGUGCAGGAGCCAGUGGGGAGGAGGGUCUGCAGGAUCCCUCCGGCAGGGACAGGGAGAACUGCUCCAGGCUCCUCACCAACAGCCUCACGGACAUCGAGGGCUCGCUGCAGCGGGAUGCGGAGGCUGCCUACACACACGCAGAGGGCAAAUAUGAAGAAAGAUUCCUGAAAGAUGAAACCAUAUCCCAGCAGAUCAACUCUGUUGAGUCCCUCCCAGAGCUGCACCUCUCUCUGGAGGAAAAGAAGCCUGAGCAGCUCUUGCAAAGGAAGCUGAGGGUGAGGACCCGGCCUCCUUCCAAGCCCACCAUUGUCCGAGGGGUCACCUACUACAAAGCCCAGUCCACCGAGUCGGAGAAUGACAUCGAGGAGCAACCGGACGAGCUGUUCAGCGGGGACAACACGGUGGACCUGCUGAUCGAGGACCAGCUCCUGAGGCCCAACAGCAGGGCGGGCGAGGGCGUGAGGAAGCCCUCCCCAGUGGGAUGGCCCCCCACCCGUGGCAGUGCUCCCACCACCCCCCCAGCUGCUGACACUGCUGCGACAGCCACGGUGCCCCUGUCACCUGCCACAUCCACGGACCCCACGCCAGACCCCAAUGCUGUGAGCUGGCUGACCCCCACCCCAGAGACCGUGACUGCCCCAGCAGGGCUGGUGGAGGAGGGGACCCCACAGCUACUGGCAGCCUUGGACACAGCCAUGGAGAACUUGCCCCCAACCACCACCGCUGGGGCCUGGAGUGACAUGGAGAGCAGCCCAGGAGUCUGGGGACAGGCAGGCACACCCCCAACACCAGUCAGCCCCCCUACCCCAAAGGAGGGCCUGGAGGAGGAGGACAUCAGGAACAUCAUUGGGCGCUGCAAGGACACACUGUCCACCAUCUCGGGCCCCACCACCCAGAACACCUACGGGCGCAAUGAGGGAGCCUGGAUGAAGGAUCCCCUGGCCCGGGAGGAGCGGAUCUAUGUCACCAACUACUACUAUGGGAACACGCUGGUGGAGUUCAGGAACCUCGACAAUUUCAAGCAAGGUCGCUGGAGCAACUCCUACAAGCUCCCAUACAGCUGGAUUGGGACGGGACACGUUGUCUACAACGGCUCCUUCUACUACAACCGGGCCUUCACGCGCAACAUCAUCAAGUAUGACCUGAAGCAGCGGUACGUGGCCGCCUGGGCCAUGCUGCACGACGUGGCCUACGAGGAGUCCACCCCGUGGCGGUGGCGAGGCCACUCAGACGUGGACUUUGCUGUGGAUGAGAACGGCCUGUGGGUCAUCUACCCGGCCAUCAGCUACGAGGGCUUCAACCAGGAGGUGAUCGUGCUGAGCAAGCUGAACGCAGCCGACCUCAGCACCCAGAAGGAGACCACGUGGAGGACGGGGCUGCGGAAGAACUUCUACGGGAACUGCUUUGUCAUCUGUGGGGUCCUGUACGCGGUCGACAGCUACAACAAGAGGAAUGCCAACAUCUCCUACGCCUUUGACACGCACACCAACACGCAGAUCAUCCCCAGGCUGCUCUUUGAGAACGAGUACGCCUACACCACGCAGAUAGACUAUAACCCCAAGGACCGCCUGCUCUACGCCUGGGACAAUGGCCACCAAGUCACCUACCAUGUCAUCUUUGCCUACUGAGACCCCCCCACCACAGUGGGGCACUGCAAGCCAGGGGCCACCAGCACCUUUUAUUAUUAUUUUUAUUGUUAUUAUUAUUUUGUACAAAUCGAAGAGUAAAUGAUGGGUUUUGUUUCAAGCUGGUUUUUUAUGGUGGAUUGUAGAUCGAUCCCCAGGCCAGAACCACCCCCUUUGUCUUUGCUGUAUCCUUGCUUCUGAUUUUCCUUCCCAGGGGAAGGAGGUUCUCCUUCGGAAGGGCAGAUGGGCCCUCCUGCCCAGGGAAGAGGAGGUGGCCAUGGUCCUCCUGAUGAUGUUUUUAGCUGAAGAUGAUCAGCAAGACACCCUGAACCAGUAAAAAGCUGGCCUCUCUGCCGUGGGCACCAGGUCCCAGCGGGAUGCUGAUGUCUGCCUGCCCUGGUGGAGGACCUGUGUGUCCCAUGGGAAUGUCCCAUCUCUCAGGACCAUCUUCCCAGCUUCCUUUUGGAGAUCCUGCUGUACAAUGGGGCUGUGAGCGCAGCUCCAGCAGCCCCUGGUGCUGGCACUUAUGCCAAGGACUGUCCCCUCCAGCUUGGGCUCUGCCCUUUGCAACCCCCUCGGGGGUUCAGGUGCACCUUGAGCCCUGAUUCACAGCUGGAGUGAGCUGGUGGCAGGAGGGGGAUGCUGUAAAUACGUGUAGAUGGCUUUUGUUUGUUCAUUUUGUAACCUAAAGUAGUCCCCCUUGGCAUUUGCUGGGCAAAGGCUCCGUUCAGCUGGGCACUGGGCUGCCUGGGCAGGGGGCUGUGGGGCUGUGGGAGCCCCGAGGGCUGGAGAGCCCUUGUCCUGCUGCUCCAAAUCCUGCAUUGCCUCUUACUGCCGUGCUCAGCCUGGUCCUGGCUGUUGACCAUCGGGAUCCCCUCACAGAGGCAAAGCCCUUGCCCUCCUGCCUACCAGCAUCUUGUAUUUACCUGCUGUCAGUAAUAAAGGAUCCAGUACCUUUGCA